AGGGCUAAAUGAGAGGGGGGGUCCCCAACCCCGGAUCGAUGCCUAUUAAGAACCGGGUGCGGAUUCAAAUCCCAGGCCUCCCUCCUUCCUUGGGAGCUUUGGAGGGACCAUUGGGACAGCUGGGGUCAGCCUAGAUGGCCACAGGUGUACCUUUCCAGCUCAACCGUUCUAUGAUUUGAGGACCCUUUCUGUCGUUCUACAAUCCUGUGAAUUCCUCCCCCCUUCCCCCCAGAGCCGAAUUAUUAUUGGGUUUCGGCCUCCCCUCCGGCGGGUAUUUAUAUCCUGGGAAAUGUCCGGCGCCCCGAGGGAACGGCUCAGCCCCGAGUGUGAGGUCAGUGGGGUCUCUGCCUUCCCAAAGCCUAAAAACGUCAAGGCCCAUCCCUCGUUUCGUAGCUCCACAGUUCCUGCUUUCUCGUGGGCGAGGCUAGAUGACCCUGGGACCCUUUUUCCAUCCCUCCUGUUGAUCCUGCGCAACAACCUGGAGCUCCUGCUUUUCUGCAGGCAGGGAUUGCGUAGAAAACGGCCUUUCCACCAGCAAACCAAAGCCCAUCCCCGCAGGCGGAAGUGCCGUUGCUCAGGCCUCUUUUUCUCCUUUAGAAAUGAGUUUCUUAGAGCUGCACUGGUGAGAUUCCCGCCUGGGAAAGCACAGCUUUCGCCUGCCCAUCUAGCUGCACCCUUGCGAUUUCGGCCCGUCUGCAUUUAAAUCUAAAUUUCCCAUUAAUUUAUGGGAGAAAUCUGGCCAGGAAAAAGCCAUUUCUCCCACUAGCUUGGCCUGUUGAAUGCCUGCCCGCCGAUGUCACACACGCCGGCUUCACAAUGGUCGCCGCCGGCGAGCCCAGCUGCCCCCAGGAGGCAGCCUGCACCCCAGAGAAGUCAGGGCCCACCCAGCCACCCCCAACACCCAAAGGUGCCAGGUUAAGAUGGCGGCUGCUCAGAAAGGGAAGUUUUUCCCGCAGGAACCAUAUUACAUUCCAGGGUACUCGGGCUUCUACCCCCAGGUCCGCUUCGAGGUGGGCAAGCCCUACGGCCGCAUCACCUGUGACGUCCUGACUGACCCCAACGUCCAGAAAAGCCCUGUUUCCGUCCUGGCACCGCUGACCAGGCCUAAAUUUGUCGGCGACUUCACCGGCCGUGACCGGCCAUUCAGCCAAUGCAUGGACCAGCACCAAAACUACAUCCCGGGGUAUUCCGGCUUUGUCCCUUACCAGGGCUGCAUUCCCAUUCCAGGCCGGGUGCCGCCACGCACUACGUUUCCCCCACAAGGCAACCGACCAUGUGUGCGGGUGCCGCCGCCAGGCAAAGACACCCCCUCCUGCCACCCGGGCAUCCGCCUCGCCUGCGGGCCCGGCUGGCGCCAGUUUGCCUCGUCGGCCGGCGCAGACUUGCACCCGGCGCUCACCGGUGCAGACUUGAACCCAGAUUCGAAGAUGUACUUGUGCCACCCGGACGUGGCGCUGGUGUGUGGCCGGGACCGGGGGCAGCCCUGCGACCCGGGGAUGUCCCUGAUUUGUGGGCAGGGCUGGAGGGCCGUCCCGUGCAGCGGAGGCGGCGCAGGGAGCGAGGAGCCAACCCGGAUCGAGGGCACACCCCUCCCGCUGGCCACCGAGACGUCGGACGUUUGUCGAUUCGAUCGCACACCCAAGAUGGACACGCCCAACCUGAUCCAGCGGAAGGCUAUCUCGGGCUACACAGGCUACAUCCCUCGCUUCCCCUGGAUCAUGGGCGAAAACUAUCUGACGGGGGUGAAGGACGCCAUGAACGAGUUUGACCGCAACCAGGAAAUGCUUCGGAGCCCCAUGUACAGCUUUGGGAAGCGCCAUCCCCGCACCUACUGGCCCAACACCAAGAUUUACACCAGCGGAGGCCUGAUGCCCUUCUACACCGGCUUCGUGCCCACAAUCCGCGACAACUAUGCCCAAACCUUUGGCAACAGCACCCGCCAAGCCUAUUUUGGUGAACUUCAGCGGAGGCAGCGCGAGGGUUGAAAAGAGGAUUUUUAAUGGCCGCCCAGACAACGCCGGCGGCAACGGCA
Zootoca vivipara (common lizard) is the source of this 2032-nucleotide messenger RNA. It is a transcript of the gene CIMIP2A, whose product is annotated as ciliary microtubule inner protein 2A. The record is from RefSeq and is a predicted model, not a curated record. Gene Ontology annotation, cellular component: nucleus. Lineage: Eukaryota; Metazoa; Chordata; Lepidosauria; Squamata; Lacertidae.